Messenger RNA from Syngnathoides biaculeatus (alligator pipefish), 2992 nucleotides. RefSeq names its product protein bassoon-like. Gene Ontology annotation, cellular component: glutamatergic synapse; cytoskeleton of presynaptic active zone; GABA-ergic synapse. Gene Ontology annotation, molecular function: structural constituent of presynaptic active zone. The record is from RefSeq and is a predicted model, not a curated record. Bases 1 to 1287 code for a protein of 428 amino acids. The transcript is spliced from 6 exons. Lineage: Eukaryota; Metazoa; Chordata; Actinopteri; Syngnathiformes; Syngnathidae. Gene Ontology annotation, biological process: presynaptic active zone assembly; protein localization to synapse.
AUGCAUUUUUCUUCUGCAUGCCUUUCUGUGCUGUUCACUGGCUUCCUCAAAUAUGCAUGGCUGUACGAAGUGAGGUUUAUUUCACCGCAUGGCUUCUAUCUACACCAGAAUUUGCAAGGAAAAAAACUGUUGACUGAUAAUGUUUCUUCUGGUUUUGAAAAAGCCUAUCAUUUGGGCCAAGAGGAGACCGAUUGGUUUGAAAAGCCUCGGGAAGCCCGGUCCGACCGUUCGAGGCAUCACAGAGGUGGAAGUCAGUCAUCCUCAGGUAGGCGCACGAAGCAUACCUACCAUGACUAUGACGAGCCACCAGAGGAGUACGCUCACCAGGAUGACAACCAUCAACGCCAUUCCUCCUCGACAUCGUCACGCGACCCGCGCUAUCACGGCAACAGCUCCGGGAGGCACAACUCUUCUCGACACGCCUCAGAAGAUCCCAGGUCCUCUCGUUCUACCAGGGCACACCCCAAAGACGCAUCAGGAAGAUCCGACGGCAGGGGCACUUCUUCUGGCCAGAGGAGGGGCGGCCCGGACUCCCGUUCUACCCAAGGAAGCCCCCGGAACUCAGGAGACUUCUCCCGUGACUCGGCUGCCGGUCAACACGGCACUGGGGGGCGGGGCCAGAGGCAGCCAGGAGAGCGCACAAGAAGGCAGGAUCCCUCGGCUGCAGGUUACAAGAUGCAGCAGCAGCAGCAGCAGCAGGGCCACUCUGGGCAACAGCGUUCAAGUGGUCAAAGCCAGUCGGGGAUACAUCCAGGCUCUGAAGCGCUUGAUGGUACUCAACAAGCCCAGCAGCAGCAGCAGCAAAGUACACAACAACAACAACAGCAGCAGCAGCAGCACAGUCAGCCCACUCCUAGCGCCCACCCAACAACUACUGCAGGAACGGCACCACCGCAGCUGCAGACAUCCAAACCGACGCAAGCACAGACAAUGGGACAGCCAUCGGGAGGAGGCUCUGCUGCAGGGCAGCCGGCAAGUGCAGCGGUAAAAAUGGAUUCCACACCGUCAGCAGGUUCAAUAGGAACAAAACCUACAAUGGCCGUCCCGACCAUACCUCAGACGACCAAAACGGCUCCACCCCCACUAACAGGCAUUGGAUCGAAAGCUGCCCCCGUCGGGAUCGGCAGCAAAGCCGGCGGAAUCGGCAGCGCUGCGGCUGGACAGGCACCACCUGCCGAAGGGGAAAACGUUCUGACCAAAAUCCUACAAGGAGGCGCAGCGGAGCAGGCGGGAAAACUGGGAGACGCUUUGUCUGGCCUUGGGAAGAAAUUCACUUCAUUCUUUUGAAUCGAAGAGAAGAGGGGUCUUCAGAGUCCCACCAAUUCAAAAUGAGACGCUUUGUACCGGAAAAACCUAUGAAAUUAUAUUUGUUCCAUUUUACCAUCGCGGAGGAUGUUCAGCGAGCGAGAGAGAUCCGAAGAGCAUCAGAGGACAAUAAUGCGUUGGAAGAGGGAGGCUGAAGGAGGACUCUCUUGUUGUGCUUCUCCUCCGCCUCCUGGGCUGGGAAAGAAAGUCAAAGGCCCAUCUGGCUGUUCCCCAAUCGAGGAAAAGCCUCGGUGCGCCCUCUACUGGACAUUCGUCAUGUCUGAGGAUUCCACAUCUGGCAAGGAUAGUUUGAUUCCACGUUGAUGCCGAUUCUUAAAAGCUCGUCAUAGGUUUUUCUGGUACCAAAAGAACUUGCUUUCUCCGAUCUCUACAUUCCAGUCUGGGAACGUGACCCCCCCCCGCCCCCUCACCCUCACCCUCCGUCUUUUGAAUGUGUUCUUACUUCUCGUCGUUUUUUCUUUCCUUAUCGUGUCUCUACUUAAAUGCAUUGUGUAAAUGUGUACAUGCACGCACAAGUAUAUGGAAGAGGGGGGGGGUGGUUAGAAAAAGAAAUCCACACGUGUACUUUUCCAUUCGUUUUCUUUUUUGUUGUUGUUGUUUUUUUUUUUGAAAGAAAUUACUGCCAGUGUGCCCAUAAAGUGUGAGAUUCACACAGAUGAGAGGACCAAACGAAAGAGAGGCAGACGUUUUAUAUUUUGCCAUCACGUAACGCCAUCGUUAUUGUCUGCGUGGAGCUUUCACGACUCAUAUUUGAGUUCCUUUUCAAUUUGCCUCAUAUUCACUGAUUGGAAGAGCCUUACUCGGAACGUGUUUUUUUUUUUCAUUUGUUUUUUUGUUUUUCACUUAUAUACCUCGUAUGUUUUUAUCACGAUGCUUUUCUUUGUACCCGGCUGUAUACUACUGUAUGUACAUAAUCUUUCAAGAUGUCAUUAUGUAAAUUUGUCAUUUGUGUAUUUAAGGAAUAACAUUUUUACCUUGAUGUUUUCUUUGGUACGACUUUGUAUUUAAAGCUUUUUUUUUUUUCUUUUUUUCUCGACUGUCAGGUUUUGUUUUGUUUUUUUCCCGCAUCCAAUAAUUUGCUCGGUGACUUUAAAAAAAAAAAAACAACUAAAAAUUAAAAAAAGCAAUAGCAUGCAGAUAACGGUAUAUAGCACAAUGGUGUAAAUGUCGUGUACGUUAGUGACGGGCAACUAUCCGGCGCUUAUUGUUGUGCAGUUUGUCGAACGGUUUACAAACCAUCGUACCGGACGUGCAUGCGUGUUAGGUGCAGAUGCAAAUAAGAGCAUGCGAGAGUGGCAGGAACACAUACAGACAGACGCACAUUUUUUUUUUUUUUUUUUUUUUGCCAUCCCAGAGUUCCUUUGUGCUCUCUCAACAAUCUUUCGAACAAGCUGGGCCCACUGCCUCCCCCUCCCCUCCCGCACACACACACACACACACACACACACACACAAAGAGUAGAUGAGCAAUUCAAAAUGUUCUAUGCAAAGACUCCUUUUUUUUUUUUUUGUUUUGAACCUGGUCGUGACGUCAUAGCGGGAAAACAACAACACAAUUAUGAAUUGACACAGCCUGUCUGUAUGAAUCUGACUGUUGGAGUGGAUUUGUUUUGAUUUCUCCGUCGCAUGUUUCUUGAGCUGUCGCCCCCACGCCCCCCCCCCCCAUC